Molecule: messenger RNA, 971 nt
Organism: Prunus persica (peach)
Lineage: Eukaryota; Viridiplantae; Streptophyta; Magnoliopsida; Rosales; Rosaceae
Exons: 2
Coding region: 499-906 (135 amino acids)
Source: RefSeq, a predicted model, not a curated record
AUCUUCUUCUUCUUCUUUUUUUUGUCUGUUGUUGCUGUAUGCAGCACCAAACCAAGGCCUUCAAUUCCUUGUUUUUUUUUUUUGUCCAUUGCAUGCAGAUUCAAACAGAGUGGCUACGCCACUUCCUUCUUUGUUUCUUUUGAUUUCCUUGUUGAACUUUUCUUCCUCUCCUUUGUGGUGACUGUCCCUUUUCUUUUAAAACCUUUGUUUGUUGUUGUUGUUUCCUCACCGAGCCCAAGGAACCAAAAGCAACAUGUUGCCUUCAUCUUUUUUUGGUUUUGUUUUAUUUCAUCCAUAUGCCAACAACAUCAUCCUCCAAAAGAAAGAACAUGGCUGUUUCAUCUUUCUUUUUUGGCCAAAAACACAAAGUGGCCAACAUCCAGUUUUCUUCCAGAACUCCAUUUUUUUUGCCUAUUCUUUUCUUCAUGACUAACUUCCUUUUCAUUUUUUUUGAUGUAGUUUGCUCAGUGAGGAAAGUAAAGGCUUUCACACGCAGAGAUGGAGAGGAGUGGUCAAGGAGUCCAAGAGGUGAUGGAUUCUUAUGGAAAUCUUCAUAGGGAGCAUGCUUCCAAUGAAUAUGGUAGGGCCAUCGCCUUUGGUCCCCAAUACAUGAGAUCUUGUCCUCUGAAUUCGAUCCGGCUUAUGGUGCCUCCUGAGAGUCGAACAACUUGGUUCACCACAAAUCACGUGAGUAGUGGACAUCUCAAGCUCAACCCCCAUGAAGAAGACCGAGUUAUUCAAAUUUUCCAAGCAAAAGGCCCACAUUUUAUAGCUCAUUCUUUGAUGAAGGUAAACAAUAAGAUAGAAGGAGAGCAGUGUCUUCCUAGGGAUGAAUUUUAUCCAGUUAUGCACAGGAUGCUUCGCAACAAAAUUUCAUGGGGAAGCAAUUUUAAAUUUUUCGGUUAGGCUAACUUUCGAGCAUUUGUACUAGAGUGGACGGAGUCUGUUUUGGGUGACUUUGGCGAUGUCCU